This is a messenger RNA of Ixodes scapularis (black-legged tick), 2490 nucleotides long. RefSeq lists its product as uncharacterized. Bases 1 to 2490 code for a protein of 829 amino acids. Lineage: Eukaryota; Metazoa; Arthropoda; Arachnida; Ixodida; Ixodidae. The transcript has a single exon. The record is from RefSeq and is a predicted model, not a curated record.
AUGGUUAAUUUCCACCAGCUCGCCUGCGCACUCACUACAAUAUCAUUGAUUACAAUUUCAUUGAUUAUCAUACAAUAUCAUGAAGCAGGCUUGGUCCCCUUCUCAUGUACAACCGCAUCAUCAACGACACCGACCGCCUGUAUUUCUCAAGCAGUAGAAGUACUGGACCGACUGGGACGUCGACUGGCGGAGCUGGAGGCCGAGGUUGCAUAUUUCGGCAUCUGCCUCCGAAAAAGGUUCGUGGACCCAGCUGCAUUCAAACAUCUGUCAGCGUCGGGGGGCCAUUGGAGCGGCAAGAAGAGGAUCCUCAAGGCGUACAGAGAAGCCUCAAGUCACCGGAUCAAAGAAAUACGCAGCGCUUCCGAAAGACUUUGGGAGCUCCUGGUGGGAGGUGAUUUCAAGCGGCACAGGGACUACAUCAUUUGGAACAGCAUCAGGAGGACAGUUUUCAACCGUAUGUGGUAUGUCAAACGAAGGCAUGUUCUGGAUAGCAUUAAGAUGAAAUCUCAGGAGGGAAGGGAUAGAGACUCACGGGUUUUUAGUUUUUUUGAUCGGAUGUGUGGAGGUUCUGUUAUCAAUCCGGGUGGCGUAAUGUUAUCAAGGAAGACGCAAGCAGUGUUGGAAAACGGACCGAAGUUUUGUAUUGAUGUAAAACCGUCAAGGGUGGAUGUAUUUUCUUCUAUACAGUCGGUUGCAAGAAUAGUCAGGCAUGAGGAAAGAGCGGCGUUUAUUGAACAGGCUGUUGGCAGAAUGGAAAACGUAAUGGGCAUUGGAUACCCAAAUGAGAAAAGGGAUUUUCGUGUCGUCAGUUCGGUUAGAAAGGAGUUAGAGGAUCGGUCAUUACAAUUGCUACAAACGGAUAAAUCCGGUAGAUUCGCGGUUCUUUCAAAAUCGUCAUUUCAAACGAAAACGGGUGAAGCGAUGGAAUCCUUGUUUCAAGAAUGGGGUGGAAACAUCGGAAAGUUAAAGAAAAAUAUAGUUUCAAUUUUAGAGGAAGACGAAUUUAAGGACGUAGCAAAGACCAUGGUAAAUCUGUCGAAAUCAGCGUUGAGCGUAAAGUUCUUCAUUAAGGAUCAUAAACCGGAGAUGCGACUUAGAGUGGUGAUCAAUGAGAAUGGCACUUGGCAGAAGGUAGUUUCCGUGUUUCUUCAAAAAGGUUUAAAUCAUGCAAUUCUAGAUAAGUCUUUGUCACUGAGAAAUUCGAGUGAGUUGAUCACGGUACUCGAAGGUCAUCAUGGAAAGGAAGGAGAUAUGUUGUCAAUGGACAUCAAGGAUCUUUAUUACUCAUUAGAGAAGAGUCGUCUGUUGGAAAGGGUAAAAGGGGUGCUUGAAAUGAAUUUGGUAAGGUUCCAAUCGUGGUCAGGCAUAUCGGUGGACAGUUUUCUUGCCGUUCUUGAUUAUUACUUGCAGUCAACAAUAGUAGAGUAUCAAGGAAAAAAGUAUUUACAGAAAGAGGGAGUAUGCAUUGGGUCGAGUGUAGCACCGGCGUUAGCGGAAAUUUACCUAAAUUCUUUGGAUUGCAUUGUAUCUGAUAAGUUGCAAGAACUGACGUCCGAAUCCUGUUUUGUAAAAAGAUAUGUCGAUGACAUUUUGAUCUGUUCUUUUCGGGAGGGAUUGUCUGACACUCUGGAAGCAUUGAUCAGAUCGGCUGCCCCGGAACUGAGGUUUACAGUCGAACGACCCAUGAAUGGUAAACUGCAGUUUUUAGAGCUUAUGAUUCACAAUGAAAAAGGGCUAUGUUGGGAAUAUGGAAAAGAAAACGCAAAACCGCUGCUAUCAAAAAACAGUUGCCAUUCAAAAACAGUCAAGGCAGGUAUUGUCAGGUCUUUAAUCACAAAUGCAAUGGACAGAUCAUGUACUCAUUUCUUGGCUGAAUCAGUGAAAAGGCAGUGGAGAAGGCUAAACAGUGCUGGUUAUCAGGAUGAAUUCGUAGGGAAACAGUUAUCCGUAAAAUUCGCAGACAAAUGUAGAGCAGAACAAAAGCAAAGGCCAAAACAUAGAACUACUGUAAUUCCGUACUAUCACAAAAUUUCUCACAACUUGAAGGCUUGUGCAAAAAAGUUCGAUGUUGAUCUGGUUUUUAGUUCCGACUAUAAAUUGAGUAAGCUCACGCCCUUCCACAAGAGUGUAAGGGAAUGCACAAAAAUGCAUCGAGAAAAGUCUAUUCCGUGUGAUAAUGGAGUGGUAUACGAAAUUCCCCUAGAAUGUGGUUUUAAGUAUGUGGGUCAAACGUCGAGGUGUAUAAAUGAUAGAUUGACUGAACACAAAAGAAAUGUAAAAAACAACGCGACUGAUUCGGAAAUAGCGAAACAUGUUCAAGAAUGUAAUAAUUGUAUACCACGCUGGUCCGAAACAGAAAUAAUACACAGGGAAGUAAACGACAUCAAAAGGGUUGUAAAGGAAACAAUAAGAAUGAAAUCAAUGGGCAACUGCAUUAGUCAAGUGUCGUUACAGCUUAGCAGCAGUGCAAAAACCUUCUUGCGGAUUUGA